AUCAAAUCCGUAAAACGACAACCUUGUUACAAACACUUCAAGCAUCUGGUGCAAUGAUUGAAAGUCUCGUUCAUGGACAUUUUCGUGAAAUGAAAAGAGAGGUUAUUAAGGAUAUGACUGCCUUAGAAAAAAGACUUUCAAAAAUUGAAGAGCGUGUGCAUAAUAAUGCUGCUAAUACGGGAAUGAGCCUUAGUCCACCUCAUGAUACAGAUAGAAGACUUAGUGAUAUUAGUACCGUUAGUGAUGAUAUGGGUUAUAAAAAUAAUGGGAAUACAUCAAAGCUUGCUCAAACUGAUGGCAAAGAUGGCUCAUCGCAAUUUUUGUCAGCGGGGCAUCAACAUUAUAGCCCACCUUUGUCUUCCUCUUCCUCUUCAUCACGUAAUGAAGAGACCCAGCCUCAAGAUUACCAAGAUGCAUUGCUUUCUUUGAAAGCUAG
This is a messenger RNA of Racocetra fulgida, 436 nucleotides long. Lineage: Eukaryota; Fungi; Glomeromycota; Glomeromycetes; Diversisporales; Gigasporaceae. The record is from the annotation of a GenBank genome assembly.